AUGAAAUUCUUUUCUGCUAUCACCUUCUUCGUCUGUGUAUUCGUCGUCUUGACCAUCGCCACCAUGGGCUCUGCUAAGCUUCGAGAAGUCGAAGUGCUUGGAGAUUGUUUCAUAGACAGUUCGAGUUCUUCGAAGGAAGACUCUGGUGAGAACGACACUUUGCUCGUAGUUGUUUCGAAGGGAUCCAUCAGGCAGACUGUCGGCACGUUCCUGGGAGAAGUCAACGAGAGCAAUUCUACUGGCUCCGGAGCUUUUGGUUGCUUUUUUGGAGUUGUCGAGCGUGGAGGAGAGCAAUCCGUGAGAGCAGGAGAUACGACAGCUGAUUCCGCAGCUUUUUUGAGUUUGACAGUAUGCCAGUCAGUUGGAGUAGAAGCUGAGUUAGCUGUUGCUGGAAGUGCAGCGCUCUCCUCAGAUCUCUCCUCAGAUGUACGCUCAGAUUCCAAUGUUGCUGGCUGUGAGCUUUCGGUAGUCGGUGGAGAGUCCGAUGUUGAGCGAGCAGGGUCAGAAGAGGCAGUUGUCGAUUCAGCCUUCUCGAAGACUGCACCUGGAGCUGCCUCUUUUUCUGCUGGCAACAAUUCCUUAACAUCAGUGGCAGCUGGAGCAGUUGGAGCAAUAGGAGCAGUAUCGGCAACCGGGACGGCAGCGUUUUCGACAACAGAUUCAGCAACAGGUUCUACUACAACAGGCGGAACAGGAUCCUCCUUGACUGUUGGAGUCGAUGGAACAUUUGCGGUAGCCGCUGGAGAAGAAGCAGUAUGGCUGACAACAUCACUGAACUUUCUUGGUGUUGAGAGCACGGCGCUUGCAGUUUCAGUCGUUGAAACUGCUUCAGUAGCUGGCACCUCCACUUCCAAAGAAGCCGUUGUAUCGGUACCAUUCAACUUCGGGAAAACUUCUUCCAAUGUCACAUUUGGUGGUGGGAUUGGUGGCUUUGCUUCCUCCGAGCUCGAUGCUGAUUGCGCCUUAUGA
Messenger RNA from Caenorhabditis remanei, 969 nucleotides. RefSeq lists its product as uncharacterized. Bases 1 to 969 code for a protein of 322 amino acids. The record is from RefSeq and is a predicted model, not a curated record. NCBI's taxonomy places the organism in Eukaryota, Metazoa, Nematoda, Chromadorea, Rhabditida, Rhabditidae. The transcript is spliced from 4 exons.